GUGGGAUUGAGCGCCUGUAGUUGGUGUCUAGGCGGGUGAUUCUGGGACCGACGCGGGACAGCAGGUCCACAAACUGGGCGAGGGACGAUUGGUGGUAUCGCUGAAAGCGGCCAUUAUCCAGACGCAGCUCCGGGAGCAAGUGGUGAAACUCACCAAACUGUUCAUGCUUCUAGAUGUCCUUUACGCCGCUGCUCUGCUCUCCACACCAAAUAGAUCGACAGCUGCCAUCUUGCAAACAUACCGUCUGGCACUACUUCCUCCCACAAGUUCCGGUUCACGCGCGUCAAAAUUGCAUAUUUUGAAGCGCGACCAGUUUGCGCUGGACGCACGUUGAGGUCCGAAUGUGCACGCAACCAGCUAGGGGCGUCUGGCGCUUUUUGGUCGCCUCGAUCGCGUUCGGUGUGAACGCAGGGUUACUCUGGGUUCCGUCUUUAUUCUGGUACAAAAAUCACAGCACACACAAUGGUGUGUUAUGCAACAGCAACAUUCAGAUUAAAAACAGGAUUGGAGUGAUGAGGUACGUGGUGCUGCACGGCUGUCUAUGGGAUGACCUGUACAUCGGCUUUCAAAACCGCAUCAGCCGAGACCCAGACAUCUACCACCACAAGUUCUGGAAACACUUCCAAGCAGAGCUCCCGCUUUGCAAGCCUGACUGGGAACAGUUCCAAAAGCAGGUCGCCCCCAUCAGUGAGACCGGGAUGGGAAAUAACUGUGCCUUGUCAUGAAUUUGGAUUCUGAAUUUUUAAAGAUCAAGUUACUCCUUUCCUUAUUUAUAUUGUGAUAAUGUAAUGCAAACAACUUCUGUAUAAACUGUGUAAUUCCAAUUGGUUCUAGGUCACUGCUUUAUAUUAAUUAAAUAGCAAAGUAAUAAAUCAGGGGGCUUGUAAAUUGAGUUGAGAGAUAUGAGCCUUGUGAAGUACCGAACC
This is a messenger RNA of Oreochromis niloticus (Nile tilapia), 926 nucleotides long. RefSeq names its product cytidine monophosphate-N-acetylneuraminic acid hydroxylase-like. The transcript has 3 exons. Gene Ontology annotation, biological process: CMP-N-acetylneuraminate metabolic process. The record is from RefSeq and is a predicted model, not a curated record. Gene Ontology annotation, cellular component: cytoplasm. Gene Ontology annotation, molecular function: CMP-N-acetylneuraminate monooxygenase activity. Bases 342 to 725 code for a protein of 127 amino acids. NCBI's taxonomy places the organism in Eukaryota, Metazoa, Chordata, Actinopteri, Cichliformes, Cichlidae.